AACAUUUAGUUCCGAUACGUGACAUCAAAUAACAAUUUUGAAACACCGUUCUUAAAACCGGUGGUAAUCCAUUUUGUCAAUGAGAAAAUUCUUUGCUUUAAUAUCUCGUUUCGUUGAAGAGAGGGGAGAUCAAAGAGGAACUGGAACGACGCCGUUUUGAAUCAGGAACGCCCUGAUUCCAAAUUCAGACGUCGCCCGAACGCCCCGGACCCAUCGUCAAUCAGCGCAGAAAUGGAGGAAGAGAAGGAGACGACGACGACGACGACGACGAAGAAGAAGCAAUGCUUUUGGACUUGGGCUUUGGCAUCAGUGAUCUUCAGACUGGUUCUCAUUCACUUCUCCAGAAAUCUCAACUUGGCUUCUCGUCCCGAAGUCUCCACUCCUCUCACCAGCCUCCGGCGCUUGGCCGAGGGUUACUGGCUGAAGCAAUCCUCAAUUUCUCCCUAUGCAGGAUCCAUGUACCACGGUUCCCCUUUGUUGCUCUCAAUUCUUGGGCCAUUGACAGUUCAAAGAGGGGAAGGGCAGUACAAUCAUCUUAUAUGCAGUUUGCUUUUUGUGAUUGCAGAUUUUAUGACUGCAGUGCUGAUUCGUGCAACUGGUCAAAGUCUUCAGAUGGCAUAUAAUCAGAGUUUGAAAUCUCUAGGCAUUGUUAGACUGUUAGAAAGAUCAGAGAUGCUCUCCUCUGGAGAUAUUGCUGCUCUCGUAUACUUAUGGAAUCCUCUGACAAUAGUCACAUGUGUGGGUUCAUCAACAUCCCCAAUUGAAAAUUUGUUCGUUGUUUUGUCCCUCUAUGGAGCAUGUAGACGACUAGUUCCCCUAGCAGCUUUUGGAUGGGUCAUUGCAACGCAUUUGUCUCUUUAUCCUGCAAUCCUAAUUGUACCGCUGAUUCUUAUAUUAGGAUAUGGUCCAGAUUCUCCUCGAAGGAAAUUGUUCCAGCAAAGGGCAUCCAGUAAAGUUGGAGAGAACCCCUCAACUGACAUCCGUUAUCAACAAAAAGAAUUGGCCAGCCAACCAAUGCUACCAUUUCGUUUCUCAUGGCGGCUAGUUGUGCACUUCAUAUUGUGGGCUUCUCUUUGGUCAUGCUAUGUGUUGCUAUUGUGUGGCAUUUCUGUUAGACGGUAUGGUGGCCUUGGGGAGAUGUUUAAAAGCACCUAUGGAUUUAUUCUUACUGUACCAGAUCUGUCACCAAAUAUAGGUGUUCUAUGGUACUUCUUUGCAGAAGUGUUUGACUAUUUCAGAAAUUUCUUUCUGAUAGUUUUCCAUGUGAAUAUUCUUUUCAUGAUAUUGCCAUUAGCCAUACGUCUAAACCACCGGCCCUGCUUUUUGGCUUUUGUCUACAUUGCCAUCUCUUCGCUGCUUAAAUCUUAUCCAUCAGUUGGAGAUUCAGCUCUGUAUUUGGGCCUGCUGGGCUUGUUUGUUAAGGAAUUAGCAGAUAUGCAAUUCUCCUUUUUCCUCUUCUGUGGAUAUGUUGGAAUAUCUUUUCUUAGCCCUGUGAUGCACAAUCUCUGGAUAUGGAGGGGAACUGGCAAUGCAAAUUUCUACUUUGCAACUGCUAUGGCUUAUGCUUGCUUUCAGGGUCAUCUGUCCUGCAUGGAGUUUUGGGCUCUUCCAUGGUUCUGCCACCAAGGACUGUAUGAAAAUUUCCUAAUUGUACCUACUGAAGCUGGUGUAAAACCUUGGAAUGUGAAGCUUGACUGGAAGAUAAUUUUGGUGGUGGAGAGUGUGAGUGCAAUGCUUAAUCAUGACCGGAUGCUAAGGAAGCUAUCCAUCAUGAAGCCUUGAGGUGGCGGAUCACCAUCUUUUGCAACUAUCCUUACAGCACAUUCUCCAUCUCUCCGCAUCUUCUGGUAAUUUAUGUGAAGCACGAGAAACCUUAGUGAUUGUAGGUGCGAGAUACCUCAUAUAUAGGCCACAUCUUAUUUAAGGCUAUGAAAUAUCUGGGAUUUUGGGUAUUCACUUUGCAAAGGAUUUUGUUAUCAUUUGUUUUUGUUAUCUUAACCAAAUGAUUCCUGUCUAUAAUGAGUGUAGGCAGAUGAACAUAAUCAAAAGGAAUAUCAUUUCUCGGUUGAUUA
This is a messenger RNA of Vitis vinifera (wine grape), 2072 nucleotides long. RefSeq lists its product as uncharacterized. Gene Ontology annotation, biological process: protein localization to cell surface; attachment of GPI anchor to protein. The coding region runs from base 232 to 1782 and encodes 516 amino acids. Lineage: Eukaryota; Viridiplantae; Streptophyta; Magnoliopsida; Vitales; Vitaceae. The transcript has 15 exons. Gene Ontology annotation, cellular component: GPI-anchor transamidase complex; membrane. The record is from RefSeq and is a predicted model, not a curated record.